UUCUCCGCGCGCCCAAAACCGCCGCCCUCCACCCUUCGCGCCAAAAACCAAACCCUAGACCUCCGCGACAAUGCCGCCGCCGCCGCCGCCGCCGGUGGCGCGUGAGGUGGCGGAGAUCGCCGCGGAACCGGACCACGCUGCGGCGUACGCGUGGCUCCUCCACCUGCAGCGCGGCUGCGCCGACGACCCCUCCGCCGCCGCGGACCUCGCCGCCGAGCUCCCCUCUCCGCUCCUCCCGCUCCUACUCCGCGACGCGGCCGACCCUGACGAGGCCGUCGCGGCCUCCGCGCUCAAGUGCCUCGGCUUCGCGCUCUACCACCCCGUCCUCGUCUCUACCAUCUCAGCGCAGAUGGCCCAGGCUGUAUUGGAUACCUUGGUGCAGCUAAUCAUGAAUACUCGGGUGAAGUCUGUUUGUAAUUUGGGAAUCUGGUGCAUCUCUGUUCAGCAGUUGGAACCAUUGAUUAUAGAGGAUAGAGCAGACCAAGUGGUUACUGCUAUUGUUCAUGCACUCGACAAUCCAUUUGGUUCCUUGUCAACAACAUUUGAGGGAGCUCAGGCUAUCAUGAAGCUUUCUUGUCAAAGUCGCAAAAGGAUGAGGGACCUAUCAAGCUUAUGGGUUCCACCAAUAUACCGGAGACUCUUAAGUGCUGAUAAACCACAAAGGGACAUGGCAGAAAGAUGCCUCAUUAAAGUGUCAUGCAUUAUCCUACCACCUCAACCGCUUCUUUCCAAGGCUGUAGCUAUAGACCUUGAGCGAAAGGUUCUCUGCCGCAUGAUGAAUAUGCUUGAUGAUCCUUCAAAGAAAGUUCAAGCAGUGAGGUCAUGGGGAUGGAUCAUAUCUUUACUUGGUACAUAUGCAGUGAAUAAUAGACCUCUACUUAAUAAACUCCUAAAGGUUCCUGAACAGAUGUUCAUCGAUGUAGACACACAAGUCCAGAUUGCUACAAUGGUUUCCUGGAGAAAUUUGGUAGAUGCAUUUUUUCCAUCUCAGGCUACAGAAUCUGUGGGUCAAGAAACUGUGAUUGCCCCAUCAGAACCCAGAGAACAUGCAACUGCUCAGGUGAAAAGGACAAGGUUAAUUAUGGUGCCUUUAUGUCAAGUUCUUUCGAGAAGUCGUAAUAUUGUUCUGAGCUCUUCUUGUUUGAGUACAUGGAAUUACCUUCUGCAUAGACUCGGUAAUUUGAUCAACCAUUUACCCAUACUGGAGGCUGCUUUUGGGCCAAUACUCAAAAUAAUUUUCUCAUUUGGAAUCAAUGAUCAGAACAAGCCACUGUGGUCAUUUUGCAUGAAUCUUUUUCAUGAUUUUAGUUCAUCAAAAAGCAGGCACAGAGAGGAUUUAUGUACUGCAGUGAAUCAGAACUUGGUUGCCCAAUCUUGUAUGCAUCUCAAGUCUUUGCUGAGUGCUCAAAAUAUCAAAUGGCUACCAUGGGACAUUGGUUGCUUUCAUUUUCAACUCGACAUUCUUGGCACAAUUCUGAAUCCAGAACUGUUACAGGACAUGAUUCCUGAAAAGAUGCUGAUUGUUAUGGAUUCUGCAACAGAGAUAUUCAAGUUUCUUGUAGUAGGACUUCGAAUUGAACUUAAAGAAAAGCGUUCUUAUGAACAAGUCAGGCUUUGCAUUACAGAUCUCUGCAAGUUUGUAAAGACGAAGUUGUUUCAGGAUCAUGUAGGAAAGCAUAGUGGUAACAAGUGUGCAAUGCUACUGGAUUUUGGUCUUCAAUUUGUGAAAGUUAUUGUGGGGGAGUUGGAUCAUUCUCUUUUAAAUUCUGAAAAGAUUGAGAUAUGCUUAGACAUCGAAUACAUGAAGGAGAACCGGUCUGCAGAAUGCAGUCCAAAGGUCUCUUUUCCAAGAAUCAAACCACUUUCUUACAUGGAGAUGGUUUCUCCAGCAGUUUAUGUGACUGCACUGUCUCUGUCCAUGGUAGCUCAGUAUACUGGAGAGCUGUCGCAUGGAGAUACUGAGAAGUUGGCUUUUAUUCUCUCUUCAUCAGAUAUCCUGAAGAGUCUUCAUGCUGUCGUUUCUUUUAUGUAUAUGCAGAUCAUGUGUCCGAUGUUUAAUAGGCAAAGAUUAAAAUGGUUGAUGGUGUGGACCAUAGUUGCAAAACACUUGAAUGAGAGAAUUAUCUCUACUUUUGGAUCAAGUUCCUACGCUGUGCUCCGUCAUUUCUUCUGCUAUCCGUUUUUUACUUUUUUAUACCCUGGGGGCUUGUCUACUAUUUGGAAUGCUGAAAAUAGCUCAUGUGCUCCUGUUGCGCAAGACCUGGAGGUGGAAUUAGCCAUUGAAGUUUAUAAAUCCCUCUGUACAAGCUCCUGUAAAUCAAAGGCUACAUCAAAGGUUUUCUUUGAGGGUUUUUAUGACUAUUUGGUUGACAUUAUUGAUGAACACAUGGCAUUGUUCCAAGCCAACGUUCAGCAUUGUCCAGAGAAGUUAGAAAAUACUGCUAUCCUUUCUGCUCUCUGUGAAGUAGUCCUUGGACUCUUAGAGAAUGAUCAAAUCUUAGCAUAUGCUAACCAAGAGUUGCAUGAAACAAAUGAAGACUUCAUUGGUUGCAGGCAGCCUAGCCUUUUUUUGAGCUGCUUGAACCUUGUUAACAGGUUUAUGAGGUUUUCAAUAUUUGGUUUCAAAGCAAAUCCAGCUGGACAGCACCAAGUCACAAGCAGGUUUUUUCAAUCUUUAUCCAAUUUUGUUGGGCAUGUCAAAUUAAAUGAAGAUAUUCUUCUUCUUUUCGAGAUUAUUGGAGAUCAACUUAUUGAGUGGCUCUCUUUAUCUUCCACAUUGUACUGUGAAAUGCAACAAGGAAAAAUCAUUUACCAGUUUGAGAAACUUUGGCUCAAGAUACUCGAGUGUCUGAAGAUGAGCCAGCUCAUCAGUGAUGGCCCCUUUAGUCAGAAGCAGCGACUUCUUCAAGUGGCACUCAAUCACCCGCAUCAUGUCAUUUCAGCCGCAACAGCAUCAGCAUGCAGAGCAGAGGCAAAUAUCAAGAUAAGCCUGCACUCUGGUUGCUUAGGUCCUAAGUUGGAUGGAUUGUUAAUGGAUAGAAGAAAGGGUCAUAAUAGCUCCAUCGGUGAUGGCAAAGCCAUUGCACGUGAAGAAAUUGACAUCUCGAGCAGGGUUGUAUUGCCAACAUCGAAGAAAAGAACCAAGCACACAGAUAGGGGUGCUGGAUCUCUGAAGAUCUCUGCGGGUCUGGGGCGGAAAAGGCUGAAGAUCAUGAAAUAUCCAACUAAGCCAAAGGAACUCAACAAAAAUACAGCUCAUAUUGGCUGCAUUAGCUCUAGGAUAGAUAACGUCUUCUCACCAUGUUGCGUGGAAAGCAAAGAAUGUAGGAAACCGGAAUUGAUACUGGAAAUGCUCAAGAGAAAGAAAUAACAUUUUUAAACUGA
This is a messenger RNA of Panicum virgatum (switchgrass), 3384 nucleotides long. RefSeq lists its product as uncharacterized. Gene Ontology annotation, cellular component: nucleus. The coding region runs from base 71 to 3370 and encodes 1099 amino acids. Lineage: Eukaryota; Viridiplantae; Streptophyta; Magnoliopsida; Poales; Poaceae. The record is from RefSeq and is a predicted model, not a curated record. Gene Ontology annotation, biological process: telomere maintenance. The transcript has 9 exons.